Molecule: messenger RNA, 2997 nt
Organism: Gracilinanus agilis (Agile Gracile Mouse Opossum)
Lineage: Eukaryota; Metazoa; Chordata; Mammalia; Didelphimorphia; Didelphidae
Product: zinc finger protein 260-like
Exons: 10
Coding region: 1-2295 (764 amino acids)
Biological process (GO): positive regulation of DNA-templated transcription; negative regulation of transcription by RNA polymerase II
Molecular function (GO): DNA-binding transcription repressor activity, RNA polymerase II-specific
Source: RefSeq, a predicted model, not a curated record
AUGACUGCCCCUUUCCCCUGCUCCUCCGGCCAGAGCUCCUCCCUGACCCUCCAGCCUGACCAAGGGACUUCCUGGGGCAUCCACAACCCGCAUUCCCCUGCUUGGCCACCUCCAGGGGCUUCCAGACGCCCAUACAAGGACCUGAAGAAAGCUGGAGAGUGGUUCGCGGCGGGAGUGCGCAUGCGCCUUACAGGUUGGCUCCAGAAUAAACUGGCAGCCCAGCGAAGCCUGAGCGUGCUGACAGCUCGUCCUGACCUUCGCCCGGACCGGUCUUUCUGCUUCAUUGCCUUCUCUUGGCAUCCUUGGAGCAUUCACCGGGAGCAGCACAGAGUGAUCCUGGACAUCUGCUGGGAGGCCCAUGCAGUCGUCUCCAGGGUCACAGCGGAGCCCCCAUCCAAUAUCCCUCAGUGCUCCCCCUUUUAUCUUACGCCUCAGACUGCUCUGCCUUCGGAGGCCUCUUCCCAUCCCCAGGAUCUGUGCCCAGUGGGAGAAGAGAUGUCUCCAGAUCUCCUGACCUCGGAGCACCAGAUGGGCACAGCCAGAAUCUUGGGGCUCCAGAACCCGGCAGAGAUGCCUCGGGGGCACGGUGUUCAGGAGAGAAUCCAGAGGGGAAAGCUGUACCCGGCUCUGCUCGUGGCCUCUCCCAUGAGCCCCGCUCAGGAGCCGUGUCUGGCCUUACAGGAGUCGCUGACGUUCCAGGACGUGGCCGUGCACUUCACCUGGGACGAAUGGCACCGCCUGAACCCCGCGCAGAGGAGCCUCUACUGGGAGGUGAUGCUGGAGACCUUCGAGCACCUCGUGGCCCUGGGGCUUCCGGGCUUCAAGCCAGAUGUGAUCUCCUGCCUGGAGAAGGGAGAACCUCUGUGGAUGGACCCGGGGGAGGCCCCCAGAGACCCCCACCCAGGUUCUUUUCCUGAUGAAAUGUGUGAAACCAAAGUUCCGGGACCAAACCAGGCCAUUUCUGAGGGAGCAUCAUCCAAGGAAAGGCUGCAGGAGCAAAGAACUUCUAGAGACAAACCCAAUAAAUGGAAUGAGUGUGGGAAAGCCUUUAGCAAGAAUGCACUUCUUAUCUGUCAUGAGAGAAGAAUUCACACUGGAGAAAAGCCUUUUGAGUGUUUUGAAUGUGGGAAGAACUUUAGCCAGAGAUCAUCACUCAUUUCACAUCAGAGAAAUCAUACUACAAAGAAUCUCUUCGAAUGUAAUGAAUGUAGGAAAGCCUUCCGUGACAAGUCCCACCUUACUGUACACCAGAGAAUUCAUACUGGAGAAAAACCGUUUGAAUGUAAGGAAUGUGGGAAAACUUUUAGCCAGAGUUCAUCACUUAGUUCACACCAGAGAAUUCACACAGGAGAGAAGCCCUUUGAGUGUAAUGAAUGCGGGAAAGCCUUUCGGGACAAAUCUCAUCUUGCUGUACAUCAGAGAAUUCAUACUGGAGAGAAACCCUUUGAGUGUAAGGAAUGUGGGAAAAACUUCACCCUGAGAUCAUCACUGACUUCACACCAGAGAAUUCACACUGGGAAGAAGCCUUUUGGAUGUAAUGAAUGCGGAAAAGCCUUCCGAGACAAAUUUCACCUUAUUGAACAUCAGAGAAUUCACACAGGAGAGAAACCCUUUGAGUGUAAGGAAUGUGACAAAACCUUCCACAACAAAUAUCAGCUUUCUCUUGUUGUACACCAGAGAAUUCAUACUGGAGAGAGACCUUUUGAAUGUAAUGAAUGUGGAAAGGCUUACCACAACAAAUCUCAGCUUACUGUACAUCAGAAAAUUCAUACUGGAGAAAAACCAUACAAGUGUAAUGAAUGUGGAAAAAGUUUCAGCCAUAGGAAAUCAUUCAUUUUCCAUCUAAGAAUUCACACUGGAGAGAAACCCUAUGAAUGUAAUGAAUGUGGGAAAGCUUUCCACACCAAAUCUCAUCUUACCGUACAUCAGAGAAUUCAUACUGGAGAAAAACCAUAUGAGUGUAAUGAAUGUGGGAAAAAAUUUAGCCUGAGAUCAUCCCUUAUUAAACAUCUUAGAAUUCAUACUGGAGAAAAACCCUUUGAGUGUAAUGAAUGUGGGAAAAACUUCAGCCGGAGGUCAUCACUUAUUUUACAUCAAAGGAUCCAUACCGGAGAAAAACCCUUUGAGUGUAAUGAAUGUGGAAGAAACUUCAGCCAGAGGUCAUCACUAGUUUCACAUCAGAGAACUCAUACUGGAGAAAAACCCUUUGAGUGCAAUGAAUGUGGCAAAAAUUUCACCCGAAGGUCCUUACUUAGCAAACACAAAACCAUUCAUACAGGAGAGAAACCCAAGUAAUAUGAUAAAUGUAGGGAAGCUUUGCCAUGCGGAGUUAGUAAAGAAGAAUUGAUGCUGGAGUAGAGGCUUGAAACCUUUGAAACAGAGUUCAUGCUUGGCUUGUUAUCAGAGACUUCCUAUUUGAUAGAAACUAAAAAAGCAGCAAAUGCAGAAGAGCCUUCAGCCAAACGGUGCUUUACUGAACGUUGGAGUGUGUGGUGAGAAAUCCUUUAAGGGCAAAAAAAUGCAGGGAGGUCUUUGGUACUAAUGGAACACUUUAGAAGGCUCAGACAAUUCCCACAAAAGAAAAAGUCCUGAAUACAGUAACUGGGAUGAUCUUCGUGGCAUAGAGUUCCUUCCUUGUUUAAUAGCAUAGACUUAGUGCUGGAGAUGAGUUGCAGCAAUGUGCUAAUAGUGGGAGCUUCCUAACAGCUAGCUGCCAUUUGUUUGAUGCUGGAGAACCAAGAUCCGCUGACUUGGUCACAAGCCACACUACUUUGUGGUAUUUUGAGAGGCAAAUAAUGAUUUCCUUUGUUUCUCCUGAGCUCCAAGCCAUUUCUACAGAUUGCUGCUAGGUGGCAGUAGAGUUGUACUGGUCAGUGCAUCUCCAACAAUUAUCUAAAACUUAUUUUUAACUCCCAGGGACAAGUUAUAGGCAUUCAGAUGCAUAAGAAACCUCAGUCCAAAAGGUGUGUAGUUUUUAACAUAGCCACAAAAAAACAU